CCAUGGGAAUAAUAACGGGGGUGUUUAGUUUCUUCUAUCACUUACCACGGAUUUAUAAAUGGCUUCUGCAGCCAUAUUAUAUCACAUCAUUUUUCUUAUCAGUUGCCUUUCUCUUCACAAGGAAAUGCCCAGGUCUGUGCGAAAACCUAACUUCGACACGAGAAGACGGGGACUCGUGCGCAUUGGACUGGAGAGAGGUGGAGAUCUUGAUGUUUCUCAGUGCCAUCAUCAUGAUGAAGAAUCGCAGAGCAUUUACCAUCGAACAGCACAUUGGCAAUGUUCUACUCUUCAGUAAAGUGGCAAACAUCAUCCUAUUCUUCAGAGUGGAUCUUCGUCUUGGACUAGUUUACAUUGCCCUCUGUGUUGUCUUCAUGAUAACCUGCACGGCUCCAGUUUAUAUGGGGCCAGAGUACAUCACAUACUUCACUGACAAGACAAUUGAGGAAGAGCUGCAGCGCGACAGCCGAAUUAGAUGGAUUGUGGAGUUCUAUGCCAACUGGUCUCCUGAUUGUCAGUCUUUUGCCCCUGUCUUUGCAGAACUCUCGCUGAAAUAUCACAGUACUUUUCUGAGAUUUGCGAAGAUUGAUGUUGGCCGGUUUGCAGAGAUGGCUGAGAAAUAUCAGGUGAAGUCUUCCGCUCUCUCCAAGCAGCUGCCCUCUCUCAUCAUGUACCAAGCCGGUCGCGAGGUCAUGCGGCGUCCUGUGGUGGACAGCAAAGGGAGAGCCGUGUCCUGGAGCUUUACAGAGGAUAACAUCAUCCGUGAGUUCAACCUGAAUGAACUCUACCAAAGAUCCAAGAAGCUCAACAAGGGUAAAGAGGAGAACUCUGCAGAGGCGGAGGAGAAAGUUCCGGACCAGCCAGAGCCAACCGCAGAGCAGCAAGAGGAUUCUGAUUCCGAAACCAAAAAGGACAAAUAAACAGAAUAGAAUAACCAACAUUUUGGACUUUGAGGCCUGUACAAUUGUUGAAUGGUAUCAGUAUACAUACAGAGCCAGUGGUAUGAUGGCUCCACUUCAAUGGUUCAAUAUGUACCUCCCUUCAUGGCCACAUUACAUCAAACAGGAACAACUUUCAAAAGAGGUCAUGAACAGCUACAGAUGUGUGGUAAAAUGUAGAAUAGAUUAAAUAUAGAUCUACAAAGGCAUAACAAGGACCGUGCCGAGUUUUGGGUGAGUAGAGUAGUUUUGAUGCUCCAUUGGAAGAAAGUCUUCACGAGAUCAUUUAAAAGUCAGGUGUGCAAUUUCUCUCCCAUCCACAAAUAUCCUCUUUUUCAUGAAUAUUUGCAACCACCAUUAAUUUCCAAAAAAGUCAAAGUACCCUGGAGCUUGUCAAGUGAGGAUGGAUGACCUUACUCUUGCAACUGGUAUUUUCCUUCAGCAGAAAAGGACAAUGAUGUAGGACACACUAGAUAAACCAAUGUGUGGAUGCACCUUAAGAGCAUUUUUGUUUGAGUUAACACAAUAAAACUCAUUAUUAUAUGUA
Messenger RNA from Engraulis encrasicolus (European anchovy), 1482 nucleotides. RefSeq names its product thioredoxin-related transmembrane protein 2-B-like. Gene Ontology annotation, molecular function: disulfide oxidoreductase activity. Gene Ontology annotation, biological process: brain development. Gene Ontology annotation, cellular component: membrane-bounded organelle. The record is from RefSeq and is a predicted model, not a curated record. The transcript has 8 exons. Lineage: Eukaryota; Metazoa; Chordata; Actinopteri; Clupeiformes; Engraulidae. Bases 3 to 917 code for a protein of 304 amino acids.